This is a messenger RNA of Thrips palmi, 564 nucleotides long. RefSeq lists its product as uncharacterized. Gene Ontology annotation, biological process: deoxyribonucleotide biosynthetic process. NCBI's taxonomy places the organism in Eukaryota, Metazoa, Arthropoda, Insecta, Thysanoptera, Thripidae. Gene Ontology annotation, molecular function: ribonucleoside-diphosphate reductase activity, thioredoxin disulfide as acceptor. Bases 1 to 564 code for a protein of 187 amino acids. Gene Ontology annotation, cellular component: cytosol. The record is from RefSeq and is a predicted model, not a curated record. The transcript is spliced from 2 exons.
AUGACCUAUCCGUAUCGCAGUUAUAUGGAGUCACUCCUGGCUUAUGACUCGCCUGCCAAAAAUUCUCACAUGUCCAUGCGCAUGUGGUAUAAAGAUACUGCCGGACACAUGGACGAGUGCAAGCCUGACAAAAACGAAGGACUCAAGAAACGUCACGAACUUACUAAAAACAGCAAAGUGUUCGAGCUCCUAGGCCCUAUACACAGUGACUUUUUUAAUCAGGAUCGCUUUCUUUUAAAUAACGUGGAACUUAGAAUUAAGCUCACUCGCAGUCGAGAUGCCUUCGUGCUCAUGUCAACCAACAGAAAUGAGAAGGUGGUCAUCUUUGGGCGCAACACUUUUAUCGGAGUGCAGGACAAAUCCAUAUCAAACUUACACCUUGGGCAAAUACCAAAAAGAAUCAUCAUUGGAUUUGUUUCAAAUCCAGCAUUCAACGGAAGUUACCAGUAUAACCCAUUCAACUUCCAACACUAUGAUCUGAAUUAUCUGAGUCUUUAUGUGGACUCGGAACAAAUUCCCGCACAGCCCAUCACACCUGACUACGAACACAAAUUUUCACAUUGA